AUGUUUGGCGGUUUCGUGACGCGUUUUCAUAAAGUUGCAUACCGCCUUUUAUCCACUACCACCAUUUCUAAAAAUAUUUCUAGAAUUUCUUCUUUUGAACAACAGGCUAACAUUAAUAAUAAUAAACAAUUAAAUGAUAAAUAUUUUCUAGAGAGAUAUGAACAAAAAAAGCUACUGCAUUACGCAAGACAAGCAAGAGACGAACUAGUACCGCUUGGUGGCUUGGUUGAUUUGAAUGACGUAUUUAUUAACAAUGAAGUAAACCUAAAUUAUACAAAAGUUUAUGGUUUUGAUUAUGAUUACACUCUGGCGAACUAUACCGAAAAUCUACCAAGAGCAAUUUAUCGGGUUUUACGACACAUUCUCAUUAAACAGUUUAGCUAUCCUAAAGGACUUGAAUCUGUUGAUUUUGAUCAGGAUUUUGCUAUCAGGGGCUUGCAUUAUGACAUGCAAACGGGAUGGCUAAUGAAAAUUGAUGCUUUUUCAAAUGUACAAAUGAAUACAAUCUAUUUUGGCAGAGAGCCUCUAAAAGAUAUUCAAGAGUUGCAUAAAAUUCAUAAAGGAGUUCAUAUAUCACAAGAAUAUUUAAACGACAUGUAUCAACUUAAUGAUCUCUUUAGUAUACCCGAAGCAUGUCUUUUAGCUGACGUGAUUCAAUAUUUUAAUGAGCAUAAUGUAAAAUUUCAUCCACGCUAUCUCGUUGAGGACAUUCGCGCUGCAGCAAGGAUAAUUCAUUUGGGUGCAUCUCGUGAUGGAAUUGGUGGUCAGUUGCAUCACAUGAUUAUUAACAAUAUCCCCGAAUUUCUGGAGAAAGCACCUCGACUGGUGGCAUACCUGGAGAAAUUGAGAGCACAAGGGAAAAAAUUGUUCUUGUUAACAAAUAGCAGCUUUGCUUUCGUUGACAAAGGAUUAAGUUAUAUUACCGGAAAUGCAGAUUGGCGUUCACUCUUUGACGUCAUAAUCUGUGCUGCCGACAAACCGACAUUCUAUAUAACACGACGUCCAUUUCGGCGCGUAUCAACACCCACCUGGAGUAUUGUUGAUAAAUUUGAGGAGGGGAAUGUAUAUCAAGGUGGAAAUAUGAUGGACUUUAGUAAAUUUACUGGGUGGCAGGGUUCGAGUAUUAUGUAUAUUGGAGAUCACGUUUAUUCAGAUUUAGUCUCACCUACGCUACAUCAAGGCUGGCGGACUGGGUGUGUCAUACGUGAACUCUCAACAGAAAUCUCUAUUCGUAAUCUACCUACUUCUCGAUUCAGCCUCUCAUGGCUCUUAAACUUAGAGUUACUAAUAAGAGAAGCGCAAGUUGCAUCGAUCGAUCAACAACAUCGAGAGAAACUUCAACUGUUACUCAAUGAAUGGCGUUCAGAAAGAAAAGAAUUACGAACUCUAUUGAAACGAGUGUUUAACCCACAGUUUGGAAGUGUGUUCAGAACGCAUCAUAAUCCGACUUUUUUUGCAAAUAAAAUUAGAAAAUUUGCCGAUUUAUACACUUCGAAUAUAGAAAACUUUAACAAUUAUCCUCUUGAUUAUAUUUUUUAUCCAGAGAGAGCGUAUCUACCACAUGAAGGAUUAGUAGAGAUAUUCUUAGACCAGAAACAAUAA
Molecule: messenger RNA, 1602 nt
Organism: Ambispora gerdemannii
Lineage: Eukaryota; Fungi; Glomeromycota; Glomeromycetes; Archaeosporales; Ambisporaceae
Source: the annotation of a GenBank genome assembly